Molecule: messenger RNA, 1416 nt
Organism: Suillus subaureus
Lineage: Eukaryota; Fungi; Basidiomycota; Agaricomycetes; Boletales; Suillaceae
Exons: 3
Coding region: 1-1416 (471 amino acids)
Source: RefSeq, a predicted model, not a curated record
AUGGCCACUAUGCAGUCCAACAACCGUGCCUCCCUUCUCAACGGUCUUCGUACUGGAGGCGUACGAUCUACGUCCAUGUCUGGUCCUCAUACUGCCGCUUUGGGCGGUUCAUUCAACAUCCCACGCUUUGUGUCCAACCAACACUCUGUUUUCGUAGAGGAUGAUGAUGGUAUGGAUGAAGUUGCCGAGCUUUUCUCGCAGAACAUGUACAUCAAUAAUCAGGCAACUCGUCCCUUGACGGCCGCAGUAGACGGUCCAAACAAUCGCUUCGUACAGCAACAAAUGGCUGCUCAGAGUGCCCUCAAUCCAAACAGUCUUCCAUUUUAUCCCCUCUUAUUCUCAGGCGAGGUUCAGUUGCACGCCUAUCAGCAGAUGCAGAUGAUGCAAUUGGAAAUUGCGCGGUUACAGUCUGAGCAGGCCCAACGUAAUGCUCGUGCUCAAGCUAUCCUAAUUCAGCACGCUUUGCGCCAGCAGAUGCAGAACAGGAGUGCGAGCGCCACGAUUCCUCCCGCCACUGCAGGCCCUCUUGAAACAAGCUUCGAUAUCCGUCCUGUUGGUGGCUCUCCGCCUGCGCGGCGUCCUAGUCAGGCUGAGCUUCUCAAGGCUCAGCUCGGAGUCCAAACUCCCCCACUCGAGGACCAGGUGCCAAUGACGGCUACGCUGGGGGGACGAGCCGGUGUGCGUGUCACCUCUAGUGUCGCUUUCCCGAGUAGUCCCGAGACUCCGAUUAGGGGAUCGUCUCCCCCCGGGCAAACCACUGUGAUUAGUGGUGGUACGUCACUUGGAAAUUCCUUACCCAGCGGUAAUGGACACACAAUCAAAGAUAACACACCUUCCAAGUCGGAUGUCGCUGUGUCUUGGCGCCGUGGCAGCACCACUAAUUCAGUUUUGAAUGGCCUCCGCACGGUCUCUGCUGUUUCACCGAGCGUUAAAAUCACACCACCUCCUGGUGAACGUGUUUCACCUCCUCCUGGAAGUGGUGCUACGUCUGCCAGCAAGGUGCGCCCACGCCCCUUGAGCUUUACGGCACCUCUUUCACGCACGCUCCCUGUCAUUGCCUUGGACUCUGGCAGCGAGCACGAGGAUGCCUAUUCAACUUCAAGUUCUGCCUCGCUCUCCAACCCCACUACCCCUCACUCCUCAUCUUCUCUAGACACAUCGCCACUAUCGCCUCGCGAGGAAGCAACCAAGAAAUUGUACGAGGGGUUGGGAAUGGGACGUCCUAUCUUAUCUGCUUCGCCCAUUCCCGUCGCACAUAAAUUUAUCGGCCCUUUGAGACAGCCUCGUGGUCCGCCUUCUGGUGCUGAUGAAUUAGGACCCAAGAACUUUGCCACGCGCGUGCGCCGUAAGGCCAUCGGCGGCCUGGGUGUUCUCAUGGGUGCUCGCGAGCGUAGGGAAGCAAUUGAGGCAUACUAA